AGCACCCUUAGAAUGAGCUGCCAUCGCUAACAGUGGAAACAAGAAAUAGUUUUAUUAAGAAAUUGUGAAGUUUGAGUUGCUAUGGCCGACGAAUUACAAAACUACAAAUGCCAAUUGCAGCAAGUCGAAGCUGCCCUUCAAACAGAUCCCAGCAAUGAAGAACUCUUGAAAUUAAAAGACGAUCUUGAAGAGGUUAUUAAACUAACGCGAGACUUGAUAAAAACUCAACUUGAAGAGCAACGAAAAUCAUCGUACGUAGAACCAUCUUCUUCCAAAACAGCGUCGUCAAAUUACUUUGACGAAAUUGAAGCUGCUCUUUUAGAAGCUGAAAAACUUGUUACAUCCGCGAAAGUUUGGAAAAUCGGAGACAAGUGCCAGGCGAAAUGGACAGAGGACGGCCAGUACUACGACGCAACGAUUGAGGGUAUAACUGGGAAAGGUGAAGUAAGUGUUAUCUUUGAAGCCUAUCAAAAUCGUUCUACAACUACAAUAAAUGAAUUGCGUGAGCGCACAACCCGCAAUGAAGUAUUUCCAUCAAAUAAACGGCAUCGACCCAAUCAAAAAGAAUAUUUAAAGAAAAGAAAACAGAAAAAACAGCAGCGCUUUAAAGAUUUAGAAGAAGAGCGCGAAUCUGACAAAAAUAAAUGGCUUAGUUUUACGACAAAGAAUCAAAAGAAACCAGGAAUGAAAGUGAAUAGUAUAUUCGCAUCGCCCGAUAACGUUAGUGGACGAGUUGGAAUCGGAACAUGUGGAACGGCUGGUAAAGCAAUGACCGAUUUUACGGUUGGCGAAAAAUAUCGCAAAGGUCUGUAGAUUCAUAAGACUUUGUACGCAUUAAAUAAAAAGAUUUUUCAUGUUCACUGCUAGACGUA
Messenger RNA from Drosophila mojavensis, 872 nucleotides. It is a transcript of the gene Spf30, whose product is annotated as survival of motor neuron-related-splicing factor 30. Gene Ontology annotation, molecular function: RNA binding. Lineage: Eukaryota; Metazoa; Arthropoda; Insecta; Diptera; Drosophilidae. Gene Ontology annotation, biological process: regulation of alternative mRNA splicing, via spliceosome; mRNA processing. Gene Ontology annotation, cellular component: cytoplasm; precatalytic spliceosome; nucleus. The transcript is spliced from 3 exons. Bases 82 to 813 code for a protein of 243 amino acids. The record is from RefSeq and is a predicted model, not a curated record.